This is a messenger RNA of Penicillium coprophilum, 477 nucleotides long. RefSeq lists its product as uncharacterized. NCBI's taxonomy places the organism in Eukaryota, Fungi, Ascomycota, Eurotiomycetes, Eurotiales, Aspergillaceae. The record is from RefSeq and is a predicted model, not a curated record. The transcript is spliced from 4 exons. The coding region runs from base 1 to 477 and encodes 158 amino acids.
AUGUAUUAUUGGGUGUUAGUUCUUACACUCUAUAACCAAUCUAUUAUAAUCUAUCCGGCGGAGGAUAGUGGUCGCGACGUGUUCGCCCUUGGUAGCAUUAUCGGCACGAAGUAUACAGAGAUCGACUACUCCUAUGCUAAUACCAAUGAAAUCGAGGUAAUUAAUAUUGCAAAGAUAGUCUUAAAAGACGUUAGAGUGCCUAAGAUAUACUUUAUAGGGAAGACUUCGGGGUAUUGCGUUAGCUAUCGCUUGGCCAUAUCUUUCGCGAGCCUAAAAGGGAUCCUUCAAAGAGCAAGCACGCAAUAUACUUCGAUAGCUAGACUCUAUCAAGCCUACCGAUGGAUACUAGGCUCGCUCUUACGUAUUAAUGAUAAUAAGAUUGUAGGGCUUAUUGAUUGGGAAAUAGCGGGCUUUUUUGGGUGGAAGACAGCUAGAGAAGUCUAUCGUAAGCUAAGGCCACACGAUACGUCUUUUUAG